GGGCCGUCAGCUGCGCUCCGCGGCUAUAACAACAAAGGGGCUCCGCGGAGUGCGGAGUUGGCUCGGCCGCGGAGCCGGGAGCAGCGCGGUGUAGCGGGUUUUACAUAAACUGUUUACCAGCCAUGCCUCUGCAUGUCCUCUACCUAAGCUGAUAAAGUAUCUAUGCACUUUAAUCUCAAGUCUUUGCCACUCUGCUAGUACAGUGCAAGCUGUGCCUUGGGCCUUGAAGUUAAAGACCUACUAGCCAAAGUCUUGUUCUGCCUUAGUAAUGUUCCAGAGAUUAAAUAACAUGCUCAUGGGAGAGAUUGAUAAUUUGUCCAGCCAAGAGCCAGAGUUCAGUGAGAAAGAAGAUGACGAGUGGAUUCUAGUUGACUUCAUAGCAGACACUUGCACUAACUGCUCUGGGGAGGAAGUGGACAUCACUGAAGCAUCAGAUGCGGACGGCUCACCUGUCUUCUCUUGUUUGCCAUCUCCCUUGGAACACUUGCCAGAGGCCAGCGAGUCUUGCUUCAUCCAGUUUGAGUCAUGUCCCAUGGAGGAGAGCUGGUUUAUUACCCCUCCCCCAUGUUUUACUGCAGGUGGAUUAACCACUAUCAAAGUGGAAACCAGUCCCAUGGAGAACCUUCUAAUAGAGCAUCCCAGCAUGUCUGUGUAUGCUGUCCACAAUGCUUGUCACAGCCUUAAUGAGACUGGAUGUGGAGAUGAGGAGUUCCAUGGUCCAGGUAGUCCUAGUGUAUCUUGGGCUUGGGGAGGUGAGGUGGAGAGGGAAGGCUGCAAUAAUAAAUACACCAAAAGUCCCAAGGCUACUGUGAUGCCCUCACACAAAAAACUGGAGGCACGAAAUGAAACAGGACAGCAUGUGCACUGCUAUGUCACAGCUCUUGCUACUCGUUCAACUUUUCUGGAAAAAAAUAAGAGCUUUCGUCCUACCCACUGGAUAAAAGAACAUAAUGAAAGACACUCUCUCAACAGAAACAGUCUCCGUCGCCAAAACCUCACCAGGGAUUGCCACUCUCGGCAAGUCAAGCACAAUGGACUCUUUGUUCACCAGCCUUGCCAGCGCCAGUUCAAUUACUGAUGGCUCUUGUGGUUUUAAUCUAUGGUCUAAUUGGUUUUUUAGGUUGCUCUUGUUUUCAUGCAUAGGUAACUGUGGUCAAUCCGAAGUUGAUCAUCAAUCCCUCGCGUGCAAUCGUAAUUAGUGUUGCAUCCUUUUGGAAUGACACAUAAAUCUCUUGAGCAUCUUGCAGCAAGUCCUAAACAUUGAUGUUAAAUAUCGAUGUCUUGGAAGCCUAUCAGUACAAUAGCUUGUGUGUUGUUUUAAACUAAGAUUUAUAGAUGGGUUCCUAGUUCGUAUUUUAAAGAAAUUUAACUGAGAUGGAAAUCAGUUACAUUUUGCAUUAAUCAAAGUGGAGUUAGAAAAUUUGAGAUUAGCCAUAUACUUUAAUGAGCUGUACUUGACAGCUUGUGUAUUUGUCUGUGUAUUCAGCAUAUAUGAUUACUUUCUAACAAUGAAAUACUAUAGCUGCCAGUGGAUAUUACAUAGCUAUGUUGAGCUGUUACAAGAAGGACAUCCAGCCUAAAUUGCCUAGUACCUACUCGUGUAGGUGUGUUGGGUGACUGUGAGUCUGUGUAGGUGUGUUGGGUACGUAAUAUGGGUAUUGGAAAAGGGUUAAAUGUUCCCCUGAUGUUGUAUGAUAUGGCACUGGUGUUACAGAUGUAGUACCUCACAGUGGAGUGAAAGGAAAUGGACCUAUGGGUUAAGUGCAGGUGCACAACCCAGAGAGCUGAACUGGGUUUUACUUGGUACAGUUCGAGUGUUUUACUCCUUUUAUCUAAUUCUCCUAAUUUUCUCUCUUUCUCUCUCUACAAAAAAAUGAAGUCUGAGUUAAUUGUGAUUGAAAAUGAAGGGCAGUGUGUGGCAGGGAGAAAAGCAUGUGGAAUAUCAGUCUUACAGAGCUAAAUGCAGUGAUAACAGGGUGUAUAAAAACCAAGUUAGAUCAGCAGUGGUUGUUCUCCUAGCCCAUUGGGGGCAGAAGGACUGGAUAGCAAUUCUGUGGACCAACAGGGACAAAAAGCCAUUCCAAACUAACAACUAGCUAUCUUAAAAACACUGUGCAAGAUGUUUUGGAAGUUGGCAGGCACUUAAAAAGAGAAGUUCACCUGCUGACAAAGAGUGUGUGUUACACAGCAGCUGCAUGGCAGCCAAGCCCUGGUAGAUCAAUUGGGAAAGCAGAUUGAGUGGCUGUGGAGGUGAGUAAGCAGAAACCUGAACAGAAAGAAGGGGGGAAAUAUAAGUUCAUCCCCCUUUCUGUCUGUGCUUAACUUGACUUACUCUUUUUCCCUUGUCCAUAGUGCCUAGGACAUCAAAGUGUUAACAAUACAUUCAACCAUGUCUUCCAGUAGUCCUUAUACAGAAGUCAGUAUAAGGAGUAAUGUGAGGAGUCUUUGAAAUUAGGCAAGACCAACAAUGUGAAUUAUUCCAGACCUAUGAAGUAUUUUGAAUUCAGCUAAAUGCUUCAGUUUCACUGAAACCAAACAGUUUGGGUUAACUUUGAUGUUAGUAGUACUGUUGUGCAUUCUGCAGCUGGAGUUGUUGUGGAACAUACUUAGUGUACAGGAAAUGGUGUUUAUAACCUCUCACUACAGCUGUGCUGCUUCACUGGAAUUAGUUAGAAUUAUUGUAAAGGGAUGUUGACAAAUAGUUAAAUGCAUAAGAGCAAGUGGUGCUUUCCUGGAUACACUAGUCUUUUUUUUUUUUUUUUUUUUCAGGACAUGUUGAACUUGAAUGAACAGUGAAAGAAAACAAAUUUGGUUACAUCAUGCAUUUCCAAAAUGAGAUUGUUAUUACUCUUCUCAGCAGUACAUGCUUAUGUCUGUACAACAAUUCUUUUGUGGUCCAAAUACCCUGGUUUAUCUGCAAGUAGCUGUAGUUUCACCAGUCUCUCGUCUGUUCACAAGUAUUCUUACUUGCCUCAGAUUAUCUACCUUUAUCACUCCAACCUUCUGCCUGGCUUGAACUUCCUUCUCCUCACUGCCAACUUUCUAGCUCAGGAAAAUUCUUUCCUUUCCUGUAUUAUUUUUCUUUAUAUAAAGUAACUACUUUCCUUCAGCUUUAAUUUUCUUAAAGUGAAAUGAAGGAAGAUGGAGUCUCCACCUCCCCACGUUGGAAGGAGCAAGUAAUCCUUUAACUUAACAGGGAGAUGGAGCUGAGAGUAUAAGGCUCCCAGGCGUUACAGUGAGAGCCUUGGUCUGUUCUUCUCAGUGGGCAAGUAAAUGCAACUUUAGACUGCUCCUAGGAUUGGGAGAUACUGAUCUUCUUAUACUACAUUACUAGAUGACUUUCUGGUGAUGAAAACCUAUAUCUUUCAGGAUAUAAACUGUUUUGUUGCACAAAGCUGUGCUUCUCGAUUUGUAAUAUUGGAAACCAUAUUAUUGUGUGAUAGUACUGCAUCAAUGGCUUUUUGUUAAUUUGUUUUAUGUAUUUAUGUUGGUCUAGCCCUCUUUUGUGCCUGGAGCUAUUGGGCAAUUAGAAUUGUUUGGUUUUCUGUUUUAAUAGUGAGCUGUGUGGCUUUUUAUAUGGUUUUUGAAUUGUAUUACAGUGUGUUUUUUCUUGUAAAAGUGGAGGCCUUGCACUGUCUCAUACUGAUUGAUAUUCAUGAAUCUUGCUGAAACUGUAUUUUCAUAUAUAUUGGUCAAUAGACAGAUUUGCAUGUCGAACUGUGCCUUUUACACAGCAAACUUGAAGAUUCAAAAGGGACAUUUCAGUUAGGGUUAAUACUGUACAUCAGUCUAUGCAUAUAUGGCAGCUUCUCUCCAGAGCCACUUCUCUAUUUGUAGCAGUCCUUUUGAUAUGGAAGAAUGUCUGGCUCUUAUUUUUAAAGUUUAACACAAGCUGGAAACCGACAAAAUACAGCACUUUGCCAAAAAGUAGCAUUGCUUAACCAGUUUGUAUUUACUAAAGCAAUCUGUAUUUUGUUUUCAUGGUGCGUUCUGCGCACCAUGGGGGACGUGAUCUUAACUCUCAAUAAAAAAUGGCCUAUUAAAAA
Molecule: messenger RNA, 4046 nt
Organism: Calypte anna (Anna's hummingbird)
Lineage: Eukaryota; Metazoa; Chordata; Aves; Apodiformes; Trochilidae
Gene: TP53INP1
Product: tumor protein p53 inducible nuclear protein 1
Exons: 5
Coding region: 269-1078 (269 amino acids)
Biological process (GO): positive regulation of DNA-templated transcription; autophagosome assembly
Cellular component (GO): nucleus; autophagosome
Source: RefSeq, a predicted model, not a curated record